Aedes albopictus (Asian tiger mosquito) is the source of this 5484-nucleotide messenger RNA. Its product is annotated as piggyBac transposable element-derived protein 4-like. NCBI's taxonomy places the organism in Eukaryota, Metazoa, Arthropoda, Insecta, Diptera, Culicidae. The record is from RefSeq and is a predicted model, not a curated record. The transcript has a single exon. Bases 2398 to 3501 code for a protein of 367 amino acids.
AAUAGAAGAUCACCAACACUCAUACACCGAAGAUGUCUGCCAGUCCCCGGCAGAUAUCCCACUGGUUCCUUGUGUGAGUGUAGCUGUUCUGGCGAUACGGACGGUCAAUCAAGCUCAAACGAAGUACAGCUUUACGCUACAGCUUGUCGUCGAAGGCUUUUUGAACAGAAUCGCGUUAUACUCAGCAAAGUAAACUAACGAAAUUCAUCAAAAUACCUUUUACAUUUUUACCAUAACUGUAAAGUAUGAAUGCCAUAAGAAUUUCUUAUGAGAAAAGAGCAAACAAUCGUAAAAUGAUGCAGACUGAAAUCAAUCCGGAAAUGUGCAACCAUACAUAUAUGCAUAAAAUCAAGCUGUGAGUCGAUUCUGCAUCAUAUAGCGACCUUAUGAAGUUCAUUACAAUCGUUAUAAAAAAAUACACUAUACACCGUCUGCAAUCAGAGGUUGCACAGACUGAGCGAUCUCUAACAUUAGGCAACGGUCAACACACGAAACACCCAGUGGUCCAGUGGAGAAUUAUCCGUUUGACGAGAAGCUUUCACCAACUGGAGCGGGAAUCGAACUCACACUCCGAGGUUUACGAAUCGCCCAGAUAACAGACGCCACUAACCGCACGCCCAUGAAGCCCACAACACACGAACACUAUCUGAGAUGCUGGUGGAAAGUAAUAAACAAAUAUCAGCUGUUCCCGGCAACAGCAACCAGCUGAUUUACAUUAGUGUUCGUGACACAACGCUGCGAGAGCUCUGUUCAACCAAAUUAUCAGCUUCAAUUCAAAUCGUAUCAAGAUCCGGCUGGUGUUUAUUUCGAAUUUCUUCCCGGAAAUCAUCAUAACAGUUUCGAAGCAAGGUGAUUGUUCGCAUAAUAACAUAGUAACGGUAACAAUUCUAACUUUUUCGUUCGAAACGUGAUGUUUUAGAUUGAAUAAACAUGAGUUCCGAAGAAAGUUGUGAGGAUGAGGCAGACGAGCUUUCCGGCGAUCAAACAAUAUCCGACAUUUUGUCAGAAGAUGACAGUCUUGUGGAUAUCGAAGCUUCGGUUCCUCGUCGGGAUAGUGAAAAAGCGAUUUUUUAUUACGGAAAGAAUGGGAUCAAAUGGAGUAAGAAGAGUUCUCAUAGCACGCCUGGAGAAUUCGACCAUUCGAGGCAUUGCUUGAAUGAUAGCGCAACUAAAAUUCAGUCGGCUAAGGAUGCUUUUCAGCUCUUCUUUCCCGACAACUUGAUCAGCUUGAUGGUGAAAUAUACCAACAUGUAUGCUCGUCGUAGACAUAACCGUGGUCGUUCAAAGUGGAAGGAUGUUUCCGUUCCCGAGAUGAAGGCGUUUAUUGGCGUGCUGAUUGCUGCAGGUAGGAUGCACCAAAAUAAUUUGAAUAGUAAACUCCUAUGGGCGGACGACAGUGUUUGGGCACCUCAGUUUUACAAGCUGGCUAUGUCUCGAAACAGAUUUAGUGAAAUAUUCAUAAAUUGGCGGUUUGACGAUCGAAGUACCCGGUCACGUCGAUUUAAAGCAUCUCAGGAUAAAUUGGAACCUGUGAAGAUGUUCUAUGAAACAGUUGUCGAUCGAUGCAUCAAAGUUUACAAUCCUGGAAAGAAUUUGACAGUCGAUGAGCGGCUGUGCACAUACCGCGGUAAGGUUUCAGACUUCUUGGCAAAGUAUCAAAUGAUGAAUUAUAAAAUAACAUUUGUGCAUCAUUUUGCUUUAAAUUUUCACAGAAGUUUUAUGUAAGGCUCGAGUGUCCUUAGUAAUCCAACACUGCGCAUUUUCAAAUGAGUUUAUCAAAACUGCUGAAAUUUUGCAAGAAAAUGUCUGCGCUUAUAAUAAUUGUUUACAAAAUAUCAUCAAAUAGCUACUUAUUAGACUUUCAAUAUGCAGAUGAAAUUUGUAUGGUAUAAAAUGCGUGGCAUGAGCGUCUUUGAGCAACAGUUGAAAGUAUUGCACCAAUUGUUAUGAUUUUUUUUACUAACAAUAAGGAUAUAGGGGAUUUUUAUUUUAUUUUCGGCAGCUUUGUUCCUUUUAUUAUUGGGUAUAUUCUAAAUUAAAAGUUAUUCUUGAAGCUCUCGUUACCUAACUGAAUAAUACAAACAAGUUUCAAGCAAUUUGGCCGACAAAAACCUCUUAUGAUGAAGAAAACAAAACCAUCGAAAAUACUCAAAGUCACUCUAUUGAAAUAUUUUGAGUCACAUUUUUGCCAUUUUUACCAAUACGUUGCAAAGUUACAACAGUGCUUCAUGUCCCCAGAUUCAGAUAGCGGCUGAUUCAAACUUUUUAUCCUUUUCGUUAUUUUCUUUAUAUACUUUGCGUAAAUAAAAAAAUCUGAAUCUACAUUAAAAUUAUGUUUACAAAACAGCAAAAUGCUCACAAAUGAUCUCAUAAAAAAUAACUACAUGUUGAAGUAUCAUGUUUGCUCUUGAUGGACUUUCAGGACAUGUCCCUUUCCGGGUUUACAUGAAAUCCAAACCUGGAAAAUAUGGAGUGAAGUUUUGGUGCUGUUCGUGCGUCGAUUGCCAAUACAUAUCCAAUUUUCAAAUUUACACGGGUAAAAAGGGCGGAACACCAGAAAAGGGGCAAGGAAAACGUGUGGUGCUAGACCUGCUUCAGCCGUUCCUUAACUCAUGGCGUGAAGUAACAACAGAUAACUUCUUCACAUCGCGGGAGUUAGCGGAAGACCUAUGGAAACAAAAGACACUCAUAACUGGAACCCUCCGACAAAAUAAACCAGACCUUCCCGCAGAAUUUGUGUCGGUUAAAGGACGAGAGCAGAACUCGGUUCUGGUGGGGUACAACAACCAUUGCGCUGUAACAUCAUUUGUCGAAGGGAAAAAGUCUAAACCUGUUGUUGUGCUCACUACCAAUCACGAAGCUACCGAAAAAAGCUCAAAUAAACCAGCGAUUGUUAUUCAUUAUAAUAAAACGAAAGGGGCAGUCGACACAGGUGAUUUCGUCACCCGAAACACGAAUUGUUCCCGAAAAACUAGAGUGUGGUCGAAAAAAGUAAUGAUGGAGAUUAUCAAUAUAGCUUGCCUCAAUGGAAGUUGCGUCUACAGAAAAGUGUUUGCUCCGGAGAAUCACUUAUGGCGAUCAGAGUUCUUGAAACGCUUAUGCAAUGAACUGAUUCAAGAGAAUGUUGUGAUUCGGAGUGAAAACCGGUACAUUGGAUCUAACAUGAAAAAAUCAUUGAAAGAUUUCAGCAGUCAAAUGGCGGUUUAUAACAAAAGAGAUAAAUGUUGCUCAUCGUCUAAAAGCUUAAGGAAGUGUGUUAAAUGUAAGCAAAAGUUAUGCCUUAAGCGUGGAAAAGUCAUCAAAAUCAUUAUUUGUGUAAAUUGCCGAAGGCGGCAUUCCCAAACUUUUCGAGUACAGACGGUAAAUCUUAAACGAAAAAGAUGUGAACUAUGCAAGAGAGACAGAAAAACGAUGACUACUUGCUCGUAUUGCGCGGUGUUCGUAUAUGGAAACUGUAGUAGAACUACACAGGCAUUUAUUUGUCAUAAAUGCAAGGCAUAAACGGGUACAUCAGCAUUGUGACAUAGAAUACGUUUUUCAAAUAAAGUUUAGAGCAAAGAGUAAACAAGUUUUAUUUAUCUUGAUGACGAAACUUUGUGAACCGCUUCAUAAAACAUUUCUCAUGGAUGUAUGUAGGGUGACAAAGGUUAUUAUCGGCAGGUUUGUACUCUUCGGCAUGGGUUUUUAUGUGGGCUAAAUUGCUAGAAAUUUGGGAAUACAACUCAGCAUAGUUGGGAAGGAUUUUAGGCCAACUUUUAGAUCAACAGGUUUCAUAAAAAAAACCAUGACAAAGAGAACAAAACUGCCGAAAAACGUAAGUACCUCUAUGUACAGUGAUCGAUUUUUCUUCAUCGACUUCAUCGAAUUUCUUUUGGGAUUUUUCCCAGAAACACUUUCAGUUCAGGCAUGAAUUCGCUAAGUUUAUCAAAUUUCCAUAGAAAUAGUUUUGAUAGACCUUUUUAUUGACACAUCGUAGAAUAUGAGUUUAUGAAGUCCACAGAGAUGUCACACAGGUAAAACAUGUGAUUAAAUUUCAUCUACAGCUCAAUGAACUCAAGGCCUGACUUUUGCCAGGCCGAUGGUGUACUGGUUUCGGGAGCUAACCAUUGUUUUCCGCGUGUAAAAAACUCUCGUUAUUGUCCGUCUAUGGUUCUCUGAAGUCAAGGCAUGACUUCGCUUAGGUCAUCACAUUUUCCUAGGGAUAGUUGUGCAAGACCUUUUCCCUGACACAUGGUGGAAUAUGAGUUUAUGAAGUCCACAGAGAUCACACACAGGUAAAAAAUGUGAUUACAGUUGAUCUACAGCUCAAUGAACUCAAGGCCUGACUUUUGCCAGGCCAUCCCGGGUAGUCAGGAAUCUAGUCGAGGAAUUUAUUUACUGCUGUUCGAUGCAGUAUUGGUUUCUGGAGCUAACCAAAGUUUUUCGCGUGCAAAUAACUCUCAUUGUUGUCCAUCUAUGGUUCUCUGAAGUCAAGGCAUGACUUCGCUUGGGUCAUCACAUUUUCCUAUGAAUAGUUGUGUGGGACCUAUUUAUUGACACAUGAUCGAAUAUGAGUUUAUGCAGUGCACAGAGGUUCCACAUAGGUAAAACAUGUGAUUACAGUUGAUCUACAGCUCAAUGAACUCAAGGCCUCACUUCAACCAGGCCAUCCCGGGUACUCAGGAAUCUAGUCGAGGCUUUUGCUUACUCCUGUUCGAUGUAGUACUGGUUUCUGGAGCUAAUCGUUGUUUUCCGCAUGCAAAUAGGUCUAAUUCUAACCCACUACGGUUCUCUGUAGUCAAGGCAUGACUUCAAUCAGAUCGUCCAAAAUUUCUACAGUUCGUUGAUAUCACAAACAUUAUACAGAUGUUUAAGUAUUGGUGCAAAUAAGUGCGAUAAAAAUCAUUGAAAACAAUCCUUGGUGAUUAUUUCGAGUGUUCAUGUUUUGUAAGGACGGAUUCGGACAAUCCAUCGAGAUAUUCAGGAAAUAUCAACAGUACUACAAGAACAACACAUGUUCUAUAGAUGUCUCCGAUUACCUAUGGGGUCAAUAAGGGAAUAAUAUCUCGUGUUUAAUUUCAUUUGAAAACAACAAACGCAAAUGUAUACUUGUAUGGUUCAAAAAUGUUGAAUAUCCCAAGAACUCAAAAGAAACCUAUCGGAAAAUCUCAAAUUCGAACCUGUAGCAACAUCAACUAUCAUUAGGCAACGGAAUGUGCAAACUCCCAUUGAAAUACUUCGUUAAGAGGAAAGUUAUGGGGGUGCAAAUCGUACUUGGCCUUUUUUUUGCCCGACUUGACCCAGUGACCCACCGGCCUUACUCCGUCCAGAAGUCCAAGAAAAUGUUGAUCCCAUAUAUUUCCAAAACUAUAGUGUUGUGCGAGUUUGUGUUCAAAAUUUGGUUAAAUUCUGUUAAGAAAUGGGCUGUUGGCGAUUUUUUGAACUUUUAUUUUUUACCUGGGGUUCAACGGGUUAAUAAAAAAAAAUAAAAAAAAAAAACAAAAA